Molecule: messenger RNA, 3562 nt
Organism: Musa acuminata AAA Group (dessert banana)
Lineage: Eukaryota; Viridiplantae; Streptophyta; Magnoliopsida; Zingiberales; Musaceae
Product: formin-like protein 3
Exons: 8
Coding region: 340-2916 (858 amino acids)
Biological process (GO): actin nucleation; actin cytoskeleton organization
Molecular function (GO): actin filament binding
Source: RefSeq, a predicted model, not a curated record
UCCUCGGCCUCUGCUCGUCCUCGUCGCCUCUCCAACGAGCAAACCCUAUGUUUCCACCCCGUGAUCACGCGGCCAGCAUUCUUACCCUUCUGCUUGGUUGCACCGAUCCGAGGUCGGAAGCACAAUAAAAUCUUGAAUUCCUUUUUUUUCGUUUUUUUUUCGGAGUUCUUUCGGUGACCCCGAGAAUAAUUCCUCUGUUUCUUGCCUCAAGUUUGGCGAUUGACAAAGAUUGAAUGUGGUUUCUGGUGGGGAUAUGGCUUGUGUUGUGUUGGGAGCUGAUUUGAUGCGGAGGUUGAGCUGCCGAUGCGAUGAAAAGGAUCGACCGCGGGUGGAAUAUUGAUGCAAGAAACGAUGGAUGCGAAAAUUAUCGGGGUUUUCAUUGCUUCUUUUAGUUUGUUGUGUGUUCUGGUGAUGAAAGGAUCGGUAGGGAGGCUGGGGAUAAAGAGAUUGCUGUUGGGAUGGGGAGAUUCUAAGUUGAUGGGUCCUAUGCUGCACGAAGACACGGGUUCUAUGUGUGUUUCUGAAGUCAUGAUAUCUCUACCCCCUGACAUAAAACAUGAAGUUAUCAAAUGUCUUGUUAGGAAAGGAUUCCACUUUGAUAUUUCUGGUGAAUAUUAUAGACUGGAAAAUAUGUAUUUUGAGUGUUUGGAAUUGAUACAUAGUUGCCAUCCUGUUCUAAGAAGACAUUUAGCAGAUAUGCCUCAAAAUACUGCACCUGCCAUGUCUCCAGCUUCAGGACCUUCUCCUGCUUCAGCUUUGUCACCUAAUACAAGGGUUGAACAGCAAACACCCACUCCAACUCGAUCACCAUCUUAUGAUCUUGCACCUGCAAGCUCUCCACCUCCCAAUCAGCAGAUAUCAGUUUUGCCCACUAACAUUUCUCCAUCAGAACCAUCCAAAACAAAUCCAGGUGUUGCUUCAUUUUUACACGAGGAGGAGCAAAAAAACAAGAUUAAAUUAAUUAUUAUUGCUGUGCUGAUAUCUUCAGCUGGGACAACUCUUCUUCUUGCAUGUGUAUUCUGUUGUUAUCAGAAAUGCUGUAGACAAAAUAACUCCUCCAUAAAGGAAAGGGAUGAAGGGGCCCUCUUGCAUGUAGGCUUACAUGACUUGGCUGGCUCACCAAUAAAAUCAUUUGGACCAGUGGUUUCAAAUCAUAAGGAUAAACAUGGAGAUUUUUCAGGAUAUCACUGUACUCCAGCUGUUCCAUCUUUUGGUCUCAAAGAUGCUUCUGAACCGAAGGCACAUCUUCCUCAUCCUCCUGGGGGGUCUACUCUUUCAACUAUUAACCUUCCUGCACAAUCUCCUGUUGUCCCACCUCCACCACCUGCUGCUGUCCCUCCUCCACCUGCUAUCCCUCCACCAUCUGCUCCACGACCACCAUUACCAAACCGAAAGAUUGGUGCUCGGCCUCCUCCACCACCACCAAAAGCUACUCAUCCAUCUCAAGGAAGUUCAAGAACUACACAACCAUCAAAUCUUGGACCCAAUCAUUUAGGAAGCCUCGAUGGAGAUGGCGAUGGCACUGCUCCUAAGACAAAGCUGAAGCCAUUCUUUUGGGAUAAAGUUCUUGCAAACCCGGAUCAGUCCAAUGUCUGGCAUCAGAUUAGAUCAGGAUCUUUUCAGUUUGAUGAAGAUAUGAUAGAAACACUAUUUAGCUACAGUUCUGCUGGUGGUAAGAACAAUGGCAAAGGGAAGAAGGAAUCCCCCCCUGGUGAAACUUCUACUCAGUAUAUUCAGCUUCUUGAUCCAAAGAAGUCACAGAAUUUGGCAAUAUCAUUAAAGGCUUUGGGUGUCAAAAAACAAGAAGUCCAUGAUGCACUCAUGGAAGCAAAUGAGCUUCCUACCGCUCUUCUGCAAACAUUGUUGAGAAUGCAACCAACAACAGAUGAAGAGUUGAAGCUUCGGCUGUAUGAUGGUGAUUUGUCAUUACUGGGACCAGCAGAACAAUUCCUGAAGGACUUAGUUCAUAUUCCUCUUGCCUACAAAAGGAUGGAUGUUCUGCUAUUCAUGUCUACGCUACGUGAAGAUGUCUCAAGCAUAAAGGAAUCAUUUGAAACUCUGGAGGUAGCUUGCACAGAGCUCAGAAGCAAUCGUUUGUUCUUGAAGCUAUUAGAAGCUGUUCUUAAAACUGGCAACCGCAUGAAUGAUGGAACCUACCGUGGAGGUGCUCAAGCUUUCAAGCUUGACACGCUCUUAAAGUUGUCAGAUGUUAAGGGUGCCGAUGGGAAGACCACUCUGUUGCAUUUUGUUGUUCAAGAGAUCAUUCGUUCUGAAGGUGUACGUGCUGUACGUUUGGCAAGACAAAGUGGAAACAUGUCCUGCCUCACAAAUUACAGUCUUAACUCUGAUGAUUUUGGUGAACAUUCUCCUAGAGAAUCUGGAGAAGAUUACCAUGACAUUGGCCUUAAGGUUGUUUCUUGUCUGAGCAGUGAGCUUCAGAAUGUCAAGAAGGCAGCAGGAUUGGAUGCUGAUGCCAUAACAAGUGCAGUGGCAAGCUUUGGGCACAGACUAAUGGAGAAUAAGGAGUUCCUGAACACUGACAUGAAAAGUCUGGAAGAGAAUAGUGGGUUUCACCAUUCACUGCAGUGCUUCGUGGAGAAUGCUGAGGUUGCCAUAAAUUUCUUGUUGGAAGAAGAACGAAGAAUAAGAUCCUUGGUGCAGAACACCACAGAUUAUUUUCAGGGGAAUACAGGGAAAGAAGAAGGCUUGCGGUUAUUUGUCAUUGUGCGAGAUUUUCUUGGCAUGUUAGAUAAGGCAUGCAAAGAAAUAAGGGAGUCACCAAAUAAAGUUUCAAAGACACCAAAAGUUAAGGGCAGUCCAAGGGCAGCUCCUAUUCCUGAUCCUCGGCAGCUAUUAUUUCCUGCAAUCGUGGAUCAACGGGUGGAUAGUUCCAGUUCGGAUGAAGAGGGACCCUAAAUUUUGGUUAGACGAGAAUUUUGAAUUGUCUCUAGGAUAUUCCUGGCUUCAAGAUUCCUCUAAGGAGUGUUUGUCAUCUUGAGUUGCAUCUUUAUUCGGGUGGAUCUGAAGUUUAUCAUGUACUCAGCAACUUGGGAUUCCUAGGCAAAUGCUUCUGUAGUCAUGCUAUUUAGAUUAUACAAGACCAAGCAACUCAUGAGAUCAUGGAGAAGAGCAGGAAUCAAAGAAAGGUUUAAAGGACAACAAGCACUGGGCUAGAUAAGUGGGGAGCAAUCAAAGCACCAUGACAUGAAGGAUAUAUAUACAACUCAAAGCUGUGAUGAAAAAUUCUGGUCUAACCAGGAAAGGUAUGGGAAUAUUUGUACUCUGUUUCUGUAAGAUAUGUUGGGCAUAUGAAGAAGACAAAUAGGUAAUUGUGGUUCUGGUUUUAGACUUCCCUGCAAGGAUAACCCUAUUAGUUGGUGGUCUGCAACUAAUUGUGCCUAUUUUCAUCUGUGAUUCAAUGAUCAUGCAUAAUAAUUCCCCAGGUAAUGUCUUUCUGAGAAAAGCAAUGUUAUCAUCUAUUUAUCUGAGAAAAAAAGGGGACAAGUAGAUGCACAUCAUUUGGUUGUACAGAUCAUGCAUAAUAAUCUUUGAUUCCCCUUUA